Messenger RNA from Pteronotus mesoamericanus, 2570 nucleotides. RefSeq names its product A-kinase anchoring protein 4 (gene AKAP4). Bases 3 to 2570 code for a protein of 855 amino acids. Lineage: Eukaryota; Metazoa; Chordata; Mammalia; Chiroptera; Mormoopidae. The transcript has 5 exons. Gene Ontology annotation, cellular component: sperm fibrous sheath; sperm principal piece; cytoplasm. The record is from RefSeq and is a predicted model, not a curated record. Gene Ontology annotation, biological process: intracellular protein localization. Gene Ontology annotation, molecular function: protein kinase A binding.
AGAUGUCUGAUAAUAUUGACUGGUUACACAGCCCCAGGGGUGUGUGCAAGGUUGAUCUGUAUAGCCCAAAAGAACGGCAAGAACAGGAACGGAAAGUGAUAUGUUUUGUCGAUGUGUCCACCCUCAAUGUGGAAGAUAAAGGUUCCAAGGAUGCUGGUGGUUCCAGUUCAGGUGGUGACUUAGCCCUGGAGCAUCUAGAAGAAACAGAAAUUAUUGUAAUCAAGGAUACUGAGAAGCAAAACCAGUCUAAGAUGGAGGGAUCUGUAUGCCUUUUCAAACAAGCUCCCUCUAAUCCUAUAAGUGUUCCAAAUUGGCUUCUAAAUGAUCUCCAGAAGUAUGCCUUGGGUUUCCAACAUGCACUAAGCCCCGCAGCCUCUAGCUGUAAACAUAAAAUAGGAGAUGCAGAAGAUGAACAUCACAAAAUACCCUCUGCAAACUGCUACAGUGUGUAUGCUGAUCAACUGAACAUCGAUUAUACGGCCAACAGACCUCAAAGUCUACAUCUAGAAAUGACAGCAGCCAAAAAUACCAACAAUAACCAGAGUCCUUCCACCCCUUCAGCAAAAUCUUCUAGCACACAUAGAGCAGUAAUCUCUCCUGAGGGAGAAUGUUCCAUGGAUGACCUUUCCUUCUACGUCAACCGACUAUCUAAUCUGGUAAUCCAGAUGGCCCAUAAGGAAAUCAAGGAGAAGUUGGAAAGUGGAAGCAAGUGCUUUCAUCAUUCAAGCUAUCCACCCUCUGGGGACAAAGGUAAAAACAGCCCACGCAGUGCUGUGAGCAAGAUCGCUUCUGAAAUGGUCCACGAUGCUGUAGAAAUGACCUCUGCAGAAAUGCGGGGUACUGGGGAAGAGGGCAGGGAAGGUGGCCGGAAAACGUUUAUGUAUAGUGAAUUAUCCACCAAGAACAAAGGGGGAGACAAACAGAUGUGCCAAAGAGAAAACAAAGAAUUUACAGACUCUCUCAGUAAAGGGCUCAUGGUUUAUGCAAAUCAAGUGGCAUCUGACAUGAUGGUUUCUGUUAUGAAGAGCUUGAAAGUGCAUACUUCUGGGAAGCCAAUUCCUGCCUGUGUGGUCCUAAAGAGGGUGUUGUUAAAACACACCAAGGAAAUUGUGUCCGACUUGAUUGACUCCUGCUUAAAGAACCUGCAUAAUAUCACUGGGGUCCUGAUGACUGACUCUGACUUUGUCUCAGCUGUCAAAAGGAAUCUGUUCAACCAUGGAAAGCAAAAUGCUACAGAUAUAAUGGAGGCCAUGCUGAAGCGCCUGGUUACUGCUCUGCUUGGAGAGAAAGAGACUAAAUCACAGAGUCUGUUGUAUGCAUCUUUGAAGGCCGGAUCCCAUGACCUCAAAUGCAAGAACCAAAGUAAAAACCAAAGUCUCGAAUUCUCCUCCAUGAAAGCUGAGAUGAAGGGGAAGGACAAAUGCAAAAUAAAACCAGAUGAGUGCAAGUCUUUGAUUAGUCCUGAGAGAGUCGGUGAACACAUCCUCAAGGAGAGCCUGACCAUGUGGAACCAAAAACAAGGAAACCAAGGCAAGAUGCCUGGCAAAGCAUGCACCAUUAAGGAAGGAAAAAGAGAAAAGAUUAGCCCUUCCACAGAUUCACUGGCAAAGGACUUGAUUGUCUCUGCCCUUAUGCUGAUUCAGUACCACCUGACCCAGCAGGCCAAGGGCAAAGAUACACUUGAAGAAGACUGUCCUGGUUCUACCAUGGGUUAUAUGACUCAGAGUGCCCAAUACGAAAAGAAUGCAAGUGGCCAAAGUGCUAAAGCACUUUCAAUGAAACAUUUAGAGUCUCGUGGAGCUCCUGGGUCAUCUAGCUCUGUAAAGGAGGCUCAACAGGCAGACUGCCAAAAGACAGAUAUGUCAAACAUUGUUCUGUCACUGAUUCAGAAACUGCUCAAUGAGAGCACCUUCAACAGGGACAGUCAGAGCACCUCCAACAGUGAUGAGCAAUAUGAAGCUGAGAGCAAGCCUUCUGAGUUCAAUUCUAACAAAGCAACUUGCAUGUCCGAGAGAGGGGAAGAACAAUUUCAGGACAAUUCAGAAUUUGACUUUGUCAGUGGGACGAAGCAAAUGAACCGGCAAUUCAUCGAUCAACUGGUAGAAUCUGUGAUGAAGCUGUGCCUUAUCAUGGCUAAGUAUAGCAACAACAGGGAAGCCCUUGCUGAGUUGGAAGAACAAGCAGCCUUGACAAACAACCCCAGUUACCAGCCUGGUGGCCCCAGAUGUAGUCACGAAGGUGCAAUGUCACAGAACAAUCAAGAGUUUCCUGGGCCAGAAGUCAUCAUCAAUAAUCAGUGCUCAACAAGUAGCUUGCAGAAGCAGCUCCAGGCUGUCCUGCAGUGGAUUGCAGCCUCCCAAUUUAAUGUGCCUAUGCUUUAUUUCAUGGGAGAUGAUGAUGGACAACUGGAGAAGCUUCCAGAAGUAUCAGCUAAGGCAGCAGAGAAGGGAUACAGUGUCGGAGAUCUCCUUCAAGAAGUUAUGAAGUUUGCCAAGGAACGACAGCUGGAUGAAGCCGUUGGCAACAUGACUAGAAAACAACUGCUGGACUGGCUGCUCACUAACCUGUGA